Puntigrus tetrazona (Sumatra barb) is the source of this 2169-nucleotide messenger RNA. RefSeq names its product ciliary neurotrophic factor (gene cntf). Bases 174 to 767 code for a protein of 197 amino acids. Gene Ontology annotation, molecular function: ciliary neurotrophic factor receptor binding. Lineage: Eukaryota; Metazoa; Chordata; Actinopteri; Cypriniformes; Cyprinidae. The transcript is spliced from 4 exons. The record is from RefSeq and is a predicted model, not a curated record. Gene Ontology annotation, biological process: ciliary neurotrophic factor-mediated signaling pathway; negative regulation of neuron apoptotic process.
GCCACGGCUAAUUCAGAACUACAUUAAAACGGGAGAACGGCGUCUUGUAAGUCGUUCUGUAAGCCAUGAGAGGCGGUUUGGCGAAAGUGGAAUAACCGCUAACCGAGAAACAGCGACUCGGGAUCAGCACCAUUCAGCGCACAUACAGCCUACGUAGGUGAUUUUGAGUGUAAAUGGCUGGCAGAAGUGCAAACGGUCGCCACGGGUUGCGGGGCCACGCAGGGAGGACCGCGGCUCUCGCCCGGCUGGUUCACAAGGAAUGCAUACAACUCCUGGAGAUAUACAGAAACAGUGAAUCACUGCCGUCCCUGCCGGCCGACGGAGGUUAUUUAGUGUCCAUUCCUCCAUUGGUUCCUCAGCUGUCAGAUGCGGAAAAAAUAUCUAUCCUGCAUGCUGCGCUCAAGGAGAGUCUGCGACUUCUGGAAGAUGUCAUUACCCGGGAGGACGCAGAAUUUUCUGGCGAAGACAGCGAGUACAAGAGAAAACAGAAAACUGUGAGGGAUCGCCUGGGGCACCUGUUGGCAAGCACAGAGCAGCUGCUAGUGGAUGGCCAAAGAUUUGAAGCUGAAGUUAAAGAGGAGCUGGAUGGUCAGGCGGCCAGUGGGGCUUUCGGUCUGAAGAUGUGGAUCGUACGAGUGCUGCAGGACCUUGUGCACUGGACCGGCCAAACAUCUGAGACCCUCCACUCAAUGCCAGCAGAGACGGAGAAAGCACCAAAGACCAGGUCCCUAAGGACAAGAAGAGGCGCCGGGAAAAUAAGGAAGUGAGACUGGAUAUGUGAUGAAAAAAGGGAAUGAAAGGGUGGAGAGGAAGAGGUCAGUAUGAUAAGAAUGAGGAGAAGGAAUUUCAUUACAGCAUGGAGAAUGUAGAGAGUCAGAGGAUCUGGAUGCAGCAUUCCAGCACGGGGAGGGUUUGGACAAGAUUAUAUUUUAUUAAAGUUAUUCUAAUAUAUUUCUUACGUUACAUUAGAUUUUAGACCGUAGCAAUGAAUGUAAAUGUACUGUAUGGUUUUAACACCUUUUUUGAGAUUGUUGACCUGUAGAUUGUUGAUUCAUAGCUUUCGUUUCUUGAAAAGAUUGACAAUGACAUGAUGAUCAAAGCGAGUUAAUAUAUUAUACUUUUUUGCAUAUUUGUGUCUACAAGGGAUGGUUCGCACAAAAAUGAACGUUCUGUCAUCAUCGACGCAGCCUCAUGUCGUUCUGAGUCUGUAUUAUUAAACCUGCAACAAAAAUGUUGCUAGCACUUUACAAUAAGAUUUGUUAACAUUAACUGAACGUCCAUUCGUAUUAAUCCAAGUUAAUCUUGAUUUCAGCAAAAAAGAAGCAGGUUUUGUUAAACAUAACAUUGCUUAAUACACUGUUAACUAACAUGAACCAUAAACAAUUAUUAUUUUUAUGACCCAAAUUAAAAAAUAUAUUGCUCAUUGCUAGCUUACAUGAGUUUAUUUAUUACCUAACAAAUAAAACUUUACUCUAAAGUGUUACCAAAACAUAUAUUUUUCUUGCUUUUAGUUUUUUUUUUUUUGACACAUACGUUUUCCAAAUAUCUUCUUUAUACAGAUUUGGAAGGACAUGAGUAAAUGGUGAAGAAAGAUUUUUUGGUGGUCUAUCCUCGGACAUUUCUCCUCAAAAUGAUAAUCUACUGUUUCAAAUAUCUAAAACAAUCUACUGCACAAACAGCGAUGCAUUAACUUAAAAAGACUGCUUCUUGUCGUUCUCCUUACAUAUGCAGUGGGCAGCUAUUAAGUGUACCAUCUGCUGAUGUUUGUUUGGAUUAAUUCUUCCAUCUACACUCAUGAAGCACUCAUGCCCUCUGCUGGCUACAUAAAGUUUCGCUUUUUAUUCCAGGUCAACUUGUUAGAUGCGACUCUGAGAGAAAGGGGUCCAGACAAGGCCUUUUUCAUGGUGAUUGAAGUCAUUGUGCAGUUACACUGAUUUGAUCAUUUUCAGUAUAUACUCAAAAUCUAUUUCUUAACAAGCCGACAUCGGUCUUUGAUUUAUGUGGCAUACUGUAUGGAGGAACUCCAUUAUGAUUCAGCACCUGGUUACUGUAUAAAGAGACUGGAAUUGGUGAAGAAAGAAAAAACACUACCAUAUAAUAAUUUAUUGUUAAUAUAUGCAUUUUAUACUUGCACUGCAAUAAAUGACAAUAUCUGAGCUGUCAUCCAAA